Molecule: messenger RNA, 5727 nt
Organism: Arxiozyma heterogenica
Lineage: Eukaryota; Fungi; Ascomycota; Saccharomycetes; Saccharomycetales; Saccharomycetaceae
Gene: DCK1
Product: guanine nucleotide exchange factor DCK1
Exons: 1
Coding region: 1-5727 (1908 amino acids)
Biological process (GO): small GTPase-mediated signal transduction
Cellular component (GO): cytoplasm; plasma membrane
Molecular function (GO): guanyl-nucleotide exchange factor activity; small GTPase binding
Source: RefSeq, a predicted model, not a curated record
AUGCGCUGGUUCGCAACUGAUGACGUGAUAGAGGCCACUGUAAUUAAAUCAUUUCUCCCUUUGCAGAAACAUCCAGAAUUAAAUAAUAAUGAUCAAGUUAAAUUUAAAUAUCAUGACGUUUAUGUUGGCUCUAAGGUUUACAUAUUUGAAUUGACUGAAGAUAAAAGAUGGUGUAGAGGUUAUUUAUAUUCAAGUCGAAUGCCGGUGGAUUAUAUUUAUUCACUAAUUAAUACUUCAGAUAUUCAAUUAAAUGAUAUGAGAUCGAAGAUUGUCGUUGUGCCAUAUAAAUAUGUUUAUUUUGACAAGAAAGGUAUCCAUAAUAAUAAUAAUAAUAAUAAUAAUAAUAAUAAUAAUAAUAAUAAUAAUAAUAAUAAUAAUAAUAAUAAUAAUAAUAAUAAUAAUAAUAAUAAUAAUAAUAAUAAUAAUAGCUCUACUAAUAAUAAUAAUAGCUCUACUAAUAAACGCAAAUGGAUUAAUGAUCUUACUUUUAAUCUUAAUGUCCAAUCUAACUCUUCUCUGUUUCAAGCAUUUAAUAUUUCAAAUUUUGAUGUCAGUUUGCCUUCAUCUUUUCCCUUGCAUAUAUGGUUAUCUAAUGAGGAACUAAGUGAUUUAAAUUCGUUGCAAAGAGAUAUACAUAUUUUCCUAAACAUAUUGUGUUCAUAUAUAUAUAUAUUUUAUUCAAACCAAGACUAUAUUUUAUUCGACCAUUUAACCGAUUUCUUUAAUGAGAUUUCGGCAUUAUAUUAUAAGUUAUCCUAUAAAUUAUGUUUGAAGAGCGAGAGAUUACAGAUAAUCGAAUCAAUUAAUCAAUUAUUAUCUAAUGUGUCCAAGAUCAUAUCUUUUGUAUGUGAUUCUACAAAACAAUCAACUGACAUUGUUGAAAAUACGAAGAAAAAUGCAAUAACAAUAGUUGACACUUAUGGUUAUGAUUCAAUUUUCCCUAAUUUAUAUUUAUAUAAUAAUACAUUAGAAAUUAAUUAUCCAAACUUACAGAAAUUUGUAAAUGAAUAUCUAACAUAUGCAUUAUUAAACCAUCAGCAUCAAUAUUUAAUCUCCUCUCAAAUGACAAAGAAAAGGUUUACAUGUGAUAUACCUUUGGCUUCUGAUAUAGUUAUUCAUGAUUAUUUGACUACAAAUGUUUUAAUAAAUAUUUGGAAAAUUUCAACCGCUAUGGUAAAUGGCAUGCAUGGAUUAAAUAAAUUAACGGUAAUUGUGUCACUGAUGUCCGAAGAUGAGACAUUAAUUACAGAACCUUUAGAGAUACCAUAUAAAUCUUUGAAAAACACUUCUACAUUUAAUUUACAUUGCCCAGUAUUUUUCAAAGAUUUGCUGAAAUCGGUUGUGUAUAAUAACAGAGUUUUUUUGGUUGUUGUUUUAAAAAAAGAAAUUAAAAUAUCCUUUAAAAAAGAUAUAAUUUUAUCCUCCUUUAUAAAGCCCCUUACACUUAUUAAAGAUACAAAUAUGGUGAGUAAGAUUCAUAAAAUUAAUCAAGGUGUUGCCAUUGGCAUUAUUGAUAUCUCGUCUAUUUUCAAAAGCAAAUUACCAUCAAAUUCUAAUUUGACGCAACAUAGAAACGAAGAUAUAUAUAAAUUUACUGUAAACCUUUAUUCAUGUGUCUCAAAAGAUGACAAAGAAAAACCCAAAUAUGGGACUUAUAAGAAUAUAGUAGGACAUUCGAGUAUUACUCACAUCAAGGAAGAGUGGGGAUCCCUAAUUACAAAUAUUCUUACUAAUUCCGUGGACGAUCUUAUAUCUUAUCGUCACGCUAAGUCCAUCACUGUUAGUAUCAAAGAAAUAGAAUCUAUUGGUGGAAAUUAUCCUAUAUAUAAAAAUGUAAAGUGUUCUGAGAAUUAUGGAAAUCUAAUAGUAUCAAAUAGAGUGCUUGAAAAACUAUACUUAAAAUUGGGAAAAGUUUCUUUACUUGGUAUUACUAAUCGUAUCACAAAUAUAAAAAGUAUUGUUAUUAAAAUUCUUCCAAUGAAUGAAAAUAUAAAAUUUAUUAACGGCACACAAACUAUGGAAUUGGACAGUUGGAUGUCUAUAUCGGUAUCACCUGAAGAAUAUAUUAAUGAGAUAAUUACUAUUAUCAAUAUAUUGCCAUCAAUGAAAAAUGAAUCGUUUAAGAUCUUUGCAUAUAUAAAUGGAUAUUUAAUGGCACACGGUUCUCUGCUUAUUAUUAAAGAUGGGAAAAUAAUAGAAUCAUUAUCUAGGAAAGGGGUCCCAUUAUUUUCAUCCCAAGGUGAUAGAAUCAUUGAUUUAUUUGUAUAUAUUUCCUAUCAUGGAUCUCAUUUCAAUCCUCCCAGUAUUAUAAGAGAUUUUAAUAGAUUAUUAUCAAUGAGCGAUAGAGUGAAAAAGAAAGUUAAUAUGAUGGAGUUUAAGGAAAAAAGUGAAAGGGUUCUGGCUGCAAUAGAAAAAUUGAAUUCUGCUAGGUUUGAUAAGUAUUUUGAAGAAAUGUUGAUCAAAUAUUUACAGUUUUUUGAAAUGAUUGUAUAUCUAGAUCUUCUAGAAAACCAAUUACCUGAAAAGUUAGUGUUAUCCUUGGCUAGUUUUUUACGGUUGACAAUACACAGUCCAAAUUCAGGUUAUAAAGAAAAGUUUUUUGUGUUUUUUGGAAGACAUUUAAAGUUAAGAGAUUCUUUACCUCAAGUAGGUUAUUGGAUUUUAAUAGAGAUAAAUAAUUUAUUGGAAAACAGAAUUCUGCUUAACAGAAAUCAACUUAAUGAUAUCUGUGAAGAAUUUUUAUUUCUAUUGAUGCUCUCUUUUAUUUCCACUGACUGUAAGACAGAAUGGUACAAUAUUUUAGAUAACACAAUGAUUCAAAUUUCAAAAUUUAUCGAGGAAUCAGAUAGAGGGUUUUGGAAUGGUCAAAAUUCAUUAUUAGAGGCAUAUAAUGUAUGGAUACUGGGUGAAGAUAUAGAUCUUGCUGGGGAUAGGAUUCUUCGUUACACUGAAGUUAUAUGCCAAAGUUUUAUCAGGAGUAAACUUUUACAAGGUAUAAAUAAUAGAAAUUUGAAUGAAAAGGAAGUCAGGUAUUUAAAUACAAAAUUUCUUAUUUUACAAACUGUAAUUCGGCAUGAAAAACUAAAGGCUCGAUUUUUCGAACAAUUAAAUAUUGAUCCUAUUGCAUUUUAUUUUCUGAGUAAAACACUUCAAUGGAUUUUAAAAUCAUUGCAUAUAUUUAUGAGAAAUUCUAAAUUUUAUCAUACCUUUAGUCUAUGUAACACUGUGAUCAUGUAUAUCAUCGACAAUGUUCAAGAUCCUAAAUUAAUGAAACAUUUACUGAGAUUAAUUCCAUCCAUUUGUGAGAUAUUUCUUGAAGUGAACAAAUAUCAUAGGGAAAAUAAUCUUAACAAUCCCAAAAGCACAUUUACUGCAUUGUUUCCUGUAACAUUAGAAUCAUGGCAGUAUCCUGUUGAUUUGAUACUCAAGGACCAUAUUAUUUUAUCAGAAAUAUUAUUAGAAAUUGCUACUAUUCUUUGCAAAUUAUCAGCAAUUGCAACAACAUUAUAUGGGAAUUAUGUUACUUUUGAGACUCUUUUAGAAGACUGUAAAUUGGAGAUGAGGGUCGAUUCUGUGUUCUAUAUUAAUAAAUUAAACAAAGAAUCUGUAAUGGUAAUAAUUGAAGCAGUAGAAUCUUUGGUGGAAUCUGAUUUUUUCCCACAAAACACACUAUUAGGAAUUACUGCUCUUAUUAUUAAAUGUUGUGUUGAACUUUUAAUAUUAUGUAAAGAUUUUAUCUUAGAAAAUUACUUUAAGAAGAAUUUAACAGAAAAAUCUAGAGAAAAGGAUAAAAAGUUAUUGAUUUCUUAUUUCAAAUGCUUAUUUAAAAUAUCCAAUCACAAAGUAGUAAGUUUAUUAAAAGUAGGCAUAUUACCAGGUAAAAUUAUAUGUAGACUGAGAGAUAACAUGAAGCAGCAAAUAUUUUUCUUAUUGGAAACCUUUUGGAAUAUAUCAAGGAAAGAGGAUCUCCAACAUUCUGAUUGCUUUGAAAUGAAAUACAAAUUAAUUGUCGACACCCCGCUUUUAUUAAAGGAAAUUAUCAUUUCUUUGUUUCAAAAAGACAUUCCUAUGACUAAAAUUUAUUGUAAAUUUUUAUUUCAUGUAAUUAUGUCAUAUUGGAAAUAUACUGGUAAUUUAGUGGAAUUAUUGAAUAAAUGUGUAAUAGAGAUAUACAAUACUCACAAAGAAGGUAACUUACAUAUUGAGGAGGAAAUUCUAAAGAAUUACAUUAGAUGUGUUAUCAUGACCAUUGAUAUCUCGGAAAAUGAUUUACACUUUCAUGCUAUUAUAGAUUUUUUUCAAGAAUUGUUUAUUUUUCUGCAACACAUAUUAGAGUUAGACAAAGUACCUAAAUCAUUGGAAUAUAAUGAUCAACGGAUCAUUUGUAAAUUCAAAUUGUUCAAUCAUUUAAUGGAUAUUAAUCAUCCUGAGUAUUUUGAAAAAUUAAUCAAUGACCUUUUCAUCGGUUUUAUUAAAAAACAAGAUUUUGUUCAAGCAGCAUUAAUUUUAGAGUUAUUCGCAAACACAUAUAACUGGUGCCCAUAUUAUUAUUAUGCAGCUAUUAAAUGUCCACCUUUACCAAAACAAACAUCGUUUGAAAGAAAAGAAUAUCUUUAUAAAGAAGCUGGUAGAAAUUUUUCUCGUGGGUUAAAAUUUGAGAAAGCAUUAUCAGUUUACAAUAAAUUACUUAACGCAUACAACGAAGUUAAUUAUGAUAUGGAUGGAUUAGCAUUUGUUCAUGAUCAAAUAUCACAUAUUUAUAUACAAAUGCAGCAUGUGGACAAAAUGAUUCCGAAUUACUUUAAAGUGGAAUUCUUUGGAAAUGGAUUUCCUUCAAUGUUAAGAAAUAAGGUGUUUAUUUAUGAAGGGUUACCGUUUGAACAUAUAUCAUCAAUACAAAGUAGAUUAUUACAAAUGUAUCCGUAUUCACAAGUUGUGAAUACUCCAAGUGAAGAUGAAAUAUCAGUGUUAAACAGAAAAAUAGAUAAAUUCAUUAGUGUGGUUACUGUGGAACCUGUGGAGAAAGCUAUUGACCAAGCAAAUAAUAUAUUAGAUACUACCACUAGUAUGUCAAGAUUACAUGAUGGAUUAAAAGUCUUCAAAUAUUCGAAGAGAAUACCUGGAUCGAGUGAUGUAGCAGAUAUAUGGGUUGAAGAAUAUAUUUAUACUACGGUGGAUGAAUUUCCAACAUUAUUCUAUAAGUCACCUGUAAAAGAUGUCAUUAAAAGAAGAAUAUCACCAAUUGAAAAUGCCAUUAGAGAUAUAGAGACAAAGAUUUUAGAAUUAACAACAUUAAAGUAUAGUUGUUAUAAGACGGUCAAAAAUAAUGACGAAUUGUCAUUAAAUUUGUUUCAAGAAUUUUCAAGAAACAUAACAGGAACAAUAUCUGCACCAGUAAAUGGUGGACUUUCUAAGUAUAGAAAGUUUCUAAUAGAACCCACUUGUGAUCAAUAUGCUAAAAAUAAAAUUGAAAAAUUGGCACUGUUAUUAGAUAAACUGACUGUUUUAUUGAGCCAUUGUUUAUUAUUAAAUGAAAGAUUACAAACAAUUAGCGGCAUACAAGAUGAUAAUCAUAAAAUCCUAGUUGAAUUAUAUCAGGAAAGUUUUUCGAAUGAGAUUAAGCGAAAUGGUAUUAAUCUUGAUGAAAUGAUAAUAGAAGAUAUCAUGAAAGAUGAGUUGCACCCCAACAAGAGAUGUACAACAUCUAUACACAAUCAAUCAAGAUAG